AUGCCCCUCUUCGGUACCCUUCUUGCUGGCCUUCUCGGUCCAGUCGCGGUGGAUGUGCAACUGCAAGGGCACACACGCCUCCUGCAGCAUCCACAGCUAUUCGAGGCGGCGCUGCAGGCGUACGAGCGGCAAAGCGCCGGCGAGCUACGGGAGGCUCUGAGAAGUGUGCAGCCAUUCUUUCUCCUGUGCAACACUGGAGGGGCUGCAGACAUGUGCAUGAAUCAUUCGGAGGCGUUGGGAGGUGGCGUGGAUGGCGACGGCCACCCGCAAGCGGCGCUCGGCGCUGCGGUGCUGUAUACGAUGCACCCUGCUAACGGCUACCCCGUUUUGCCCCUCCUCGCCCAGCUGCUGCGAGCCCCGCAGGUCACGAAGCUCCUCCUUCACAGCCGCCUGCUCUACCGCCUUCUCUUUCUGUUUCUGGGGACGGACCGAGUGGAACUGAGCAGCGUCGUCGACCUGCCCACCUGGACAGCACUGGGGCAGCAGUCACGGCCCUCUCUCGCCUUGCUCUUCCAUCUUCCUAUGGAGAGUGUCAAUCGGUUGUCGGACAUCGCGGCGGUGCUUCCAUCAGAAGCACAGCAGCUGCUCAACGAGGAGACGGAGUCGAUUGCACAGCAGCAGCCACAAGAACAGCAGUUACCUAAUCAGACUCGGUCUAUGAGGCUCGAAGACAACUCCGAGCUAGACAGCCUAGGGGAGGCGUCAACGGACGACACCAAUGGUGCCGGCGACAGAAAUGACGGCGGAGAGGAUGAGCACGACGAAGGAGGCAGCACACGAGCGGUAGCGGCAGACGGGGCGGCGGAGGACGAAGUGGUAGACGCAAUCGAGCUUCUUCAUCGCAUCCAACCGUUGGCCGAGCAGCCUCUCAAUAGCAACUGCAGCAGGGUCAGCGGUGCCGCCGGUACCGACUCCGCUUCAGCUGCCCGAACAGCCGGUAGGAAACGCCGUUCCUUGCGCUCUCACAAGCAGUAUCGUCGACAUCGAUAUGACAGUGACAUACCUCUCUCUUCUUCUCUCGCGGACGCGUCGACACUCGCCGACAUCUACCAUGGCCUAAAGGUGAUGACGCUGUUCUUCACCCACGUGUUGUCGAGGCUUCUUGACAUAGUGAACCCUGGGAUGACAGGCGUGGCUGCACCUCGUGUUGGAAUCGGCGCUUUGCCACUGACGACCUCGCGCUGCGGUUCCAAUGUUAUAGGGUCACCCGCCUCGGCAGUGCGGUACCGCAUUUCCCCAUCUGAGCUGUGCGCACUGCGCACCUACGCGGAUUUCCUCUGCGAGCUCAUGACGUAUCAUGGUGUCUUCGUAAACGAUACGGUGACACACAAGAUGCUGACCCUCCUGGAUGUGCAAAUGGCCACAAUCGAAGACUUGGGACUUCGCGUCGCAGCAGCUUUGCUGGCCACCACGGACCCUGUUGCGCCUUCGACUACCCCAGAGGAGGCUGAGUGUAGUAAGUGGAACGUAGGAGCGGUUCAUCGGUGCUUGGCUCGACUUACCGCCGCUUCAACGAUGUUCGAGAUACCGCGAGCGCUGAAUGCUCACUAUCUGCGUCUCCUGGCUGCGCAGGCGAAGCACAGCAACUGUGUGCGGGCAGCACAGUUUCGCCUGGGAUGUCAGCUCGUAUGUGCGUGGAUGGCGUACCUAGAUCGGGUCACUGCCAAAAAACGACUGCAUGAUAUGUUCAGCAAGGUCUCAGAUAGAUUGCACCUGCGCGUGCUGGAGAAGCCGCGAGACGCAGCAGUGGAGGACGACGUUGCAGCGCCGGAUGCGCCUAUGCCACAGGUGUCUGAGGUGUGCUACUCGAUACACCCAGACUGGGCGCUGCACAACACGUCGACAGGCCGUAUCUUCUCAGCGCUGCCCAACGUGCAAAACUUGCCGAAGCAGCCACCCCGCACGGCGUUCCCGAUCCACGCACUCUCCGCCACGCAAGACCGCAGCAGCAACGGCGGCGGCGACGAAUCCCUGCGCCCCUACGGCUACGUCGACUCGCCAACGGAGGAAGAUGUCGAUCGCUGGUUGUCGCUCGCGGAGGCCGGCGUGAUUGACCAGGCGUCGUCGGCACAGUUUCUUCUCUUUCCUGAACACCCACAGUGGACGCUGAGGCACCUCUACUGCGCCCCCCCGGGUUGUGUGCUCGUCUCAUUCGACUUCAACCAGCUGGAGCUGCGCCUGCUUGCCCAUCUGAGCGGCGACUCUGCUCUCCAGGAGCACCUGUCUUCCAACGUGGAUGUUUUGGCGCUCGUGACAGCCAGCGUUCUGCGCCUGCCAUCCAUCGACCACGUACGCCCAGAGCAGCGGCAAGCUGUAAAGGUGAUUGUGUAUGGGCUCCUGUACGGCAUGGGGCCAGAGUUGAUGGAUGUGCGUAUACGGAAGAUCAACGAGGAGUUUGCAACAGCGGAGCAGCAGCAGCAGCACGACCGAGAGGGAGCGGCCUCCUCCUCCGACCCGGAGUCGGCCUCUGCGCGUGACCUUCUUAGGCGCUUCUACCACGCCUACCCGCGCGUCGAGAGCUAUCUUCGCGAGACUCGACAAGAGGCGCAGAACUCCUUGGUGGUGGAGACGCUGUCUGGCCGCAAGACCCUCCUCGCCGAAACGGACGCGAACCGGCGGAAGCAGCGCGCCAUUGCGCAGGCCGUACAAGGCGGCGCGGCCGACGUGCUACACAGUGCCAUGCGAGCCGUCCAUCAGCAGCGCCACAGCUUUCUUCCUUACCUCCCUGCUGCACCCUUGGCACUGGUGAUGAGCAUUCACGACGAGCUCGUCUAUGCCACCCCGCGGGUGGCUAUCGACGAGGUGGUGCGGGGAGUGCAGCGCAUCCUGGAGGACCAAGCACGAGUCCUGCGGCUGGCUGUGCCUCUACCAGUGUCUGUUCGGGUCGGCCACUCCUUCGGCGAACUGACAGAGUUCCACUCCGCACGGGGCUGA
Molecule: messenger RNA, 2934 nt
Organism: Leishmania braziliensis MHOM/BR/75/M2904
Lineage: Eukaryota; Euglenozoa; Kinetoplastea; Trypanosomatida; Trypanosomatidae
Product: putative DNA polymerase theta (polymerase domain only)
Exons: 1
Coding region: 1-2934 (977 amino acids)
Biological process (GO): DNA-templated DNA replication; double-strand break repair
Molecular function (GO): DNA-directed DNA polymerase activity; DNA binding
Source: RefSeq, a predicted model, not a curated record